GCCGGACUGGUUUCUAUUCUCUUUCUUUACCUAAUAUACCAACAUCUACUACAAUAUUAACAAAAAUGGAUAAAACCACGAUCGUUUCGUCGCUCGCUUCUAUCGCCAUAUUUAUCCAUAUCAUCUUCAACUUCAUCCUAUCCGCCACAUCGUAUGUUAUUCUAUUAAAUAUUGUAAAAAGGGGUUGCUAAUUGAAAUCUAUAGCCCGGCAUCAUUAUUCCAGGGACUGCCGUCCUCCCAGUCCCAAACAUCCACACCUCCACCAACACCGAGGGAGUCCACGACACACCCCAUCCCCCCCCCACAUCCCAGCCUCGAGUAAGUGUUUAUCAUAUUUUCGAAUGAGCCCGAAUACCUUCCAAGUAUCUAUAUACUAAUUGAUAUUGGGUUAAGACAGCCUCGAAGUGGAGGGGCCAAUUGGACACAACCGGGGCCGAGGAGGGAAAGGGGGUGGGGAGUGGAGGACCGGGUGUUGGUGGAGGAUGUGGUAAAGCAAUGUUUGGCUAUGAGAAAAAAUAUUGUUUUUGCUUUUUUGUCUGCAUUUUAUGCAUAUGCCUGGUGAUCCUUACAUGUUAUUAAUUUACCUGUUGAAGUUUACUUUGAAGGGUGAUGCUAAGACCAUUGUGAGGAAUAUCCCGAAUGCCUUCCGAAUAUCUGUAUAUACUAAUCAAAACACGAUCAGUCAUAUGGGGUGUCAGAGAUCCAAUAAUCUCGCCGAAGUCUUGGGAACUAUAUUAGCAGGCUCAAUGAUUAGCGUAGAUGGUUGCAACAUCAAGCAACCCGGGACUAGAGACGCGGAUACUGUGCCCGAUAGCGAAUUUGAGGUUGGGAAGAAGUACAUACGUCUUUGCAGGAACCCUGUGGCUUGUAGAGAAUCUCAAGCACUCGCUUAACAACAGUGUUGGUUAAGGAGCUAAGAUUGAGCUCCGCUAUAUACCUCCUAGAUAUAGGUAGUUUAGAGAACGCCUUAUAAUACUUAGCUUAGCUGGUUAUGUAUUAUGUAAUACAAUAAGCCAAGUUGGUAUCUUACUUUCAACAACAGCAUCCACUAGGUCAGUUAAAUCUACAAUGCACUUUCGUAAUACAGACCAGUCC
Molecule: messenger RNA, 1095 nt
Organism: Daldinia loculata
Lineage: Eukaryota; Fungi; Ascomycota; Sordariomycetes; Xylariales; Hypoxylaceae
Exons: 4
Coding region: 552-893 (113 amino acids)
Source: RefSeq, a predicted model, not a curated record